Entelurus aequoreus (snake pipefish) is the source of this 4443-nucleotide messenger RNA. Its product is annotated as AN1-type zinc finger protein 3-like. The transcript is spliced from 6 exons. The record is from RefSeq and is a predicted model, not a curated record. Gene Ontology annotation, molecular function: DNA binding; zinc ion binding. NCBI's taxonomy places the organism in Eukaryota, Metazoa, Chordata, Actinopteri, Syngnathiformes, Syngnathidae. Bases 288 to 1067 code for a protein of 259 amino acids.
CUCUCGCAGUGGUUCAGUCCUCUCUCCAGCUGAUCGGCCCAGGAAUCCCCGGUGAUUCCGUCCGUCAUCGGCUUUGACGGCUCCGAUGUUUCACUCUCCCUUUAGGCUGUUUUAAUCCACUGGACUUUGUGGCCGCCCGUGUCGGCAAACUGCUCCUCGGCUGGUGCGUUUUGGAGAAACUAAGGAAGCUCUUCGCAUCUUGUUCUAACGCGGCGAGUUAAAGGCCCUAUUUUCCAUCCCCGGAUUCACCUGCUGCUACACGGAGAGCCUCAACACGGGAGACCGUCAUGGGGGACACGGGGAGCGAGGGCAGCAAGCCCCCGAGUAACGUCAACGUCGUACCCCCGCGUUGUCCGUGCGGCUUCUGGGGGUCGAGCAAAACUAUGAAUUUGUGCUCCAAAUGUUUUGCAGACAUCCACAAGGAACAGCCAGAUGGUGCCUCAAAAACUUCUUCAAGCUCCAGCACGAGCAGCAGUAGCAGCAGUCAAGCAGACGUCUUCUGCAACAAAACAAACGCAAACAUCAGUCAAGCUUUCAUAUCGAUGUCGGACGCUUCAGAAGAUCAUAUGUCUGGAGACACAGCGAUGACCUCUCUACCUGCUCAGGACGAAGUAUGCAGCACAGACACAGCCUUAAGCUCGCUCUCCACUCCAACAAAGCGCCCCUUUGAAUCAGCCUCUGAGUCAGAAAGUGACAGUUCCCCCGAGAAGCGAGCAAGAGUGGCUGAAGUGCCGGGGGCUGAGGAGUCCUCUUCAUCAUCAUUGUCGUCAUCAUCUUCUUGUUCCGCGUCGUCAUCGUCAUCCUUGGCAUCGUUGUCUCGUGGCGGCUCCAAACAGCGGAGCCGCAAACGUUGCCAUCGCUGCCAAACCAAACUGGAGCUGGUACAACAAGAGCUGGGCUCCUGUCGCUGUGGUUAUGUCUUUUGUAUGCUUCAUCGACUCCCGGAGCAACACGACUGUCUGUUUGAUCACCUGGGCCGUGGCCGCCAGGAGGCCGUCCUCAAAAUGGUCAAGCUGGACCGCAAGGUGGGCCGCUCCUGCCAGCGCAUCGGCGAAGAAUGCUCCUGAGCGCCCCCUGCCUCUCAAGAGAAUUCCUACACAUUAACCCGAGCAGGGAUGUUUUCUUUCCUCCUUUUGUACAGCGUUUCAUUGACAAGGAUGCCUGCCUGCUCUCUUUAAAUCACAUUUGUCCCAGACUCUUUGUGCUUCUGUUGGCUUGAUUGUAUCCCUGCUGCUAACACGCUUUUGGAAUACCCCAGUCCACAAACCAGAGACCCGGAGAGAGCAAGAAGGACUUUGGCACUUCCUUACACUUCGCACAUGUGAGUGGACUAACAAAUGAGCGAACGGAUGGAGAGGACGUGCAAGCUUUAUACAAAUAUUUGUCCAGGAAGCCAGUUAAAGAUGAUACCUCAAGUUAAAAAAAAAAACAAAAAAAAUCUUUAUGACAAUGAUGAUGAAGAGGAGGAGGAUGAGGGCAUCGUUUUUUUUAGCCUCGUUACCUCAAGAUAAUACCCAUCCAGAUUCAGAAGGGAGACACACAAACAUACCACUUGGAGUCAGUGUCUUAACCUGUGACGAUCUUCACCAACUUGUUCAUUAUCCACCUCAGGAUUCAGAUAGCACUAUCUGGAAGUUUCCGCCAUCUGUUUUUCUUCCAUCCAGGAAGUUUUCACUGAGGAUAAACAAGAACGGAUCAACAUUGGAUUUUUUGACUGACACAAAACACAAAUGAGAAAAUAUGAGGAGAUACAUGUUUUUCAUUAAAGUUAUCGUCGCUGUCUAAUAAAAAUAUAUAGUAAACCCCUUUAUAUUUAGAGACCACCGCGAACAUCCAUUAAACACAAAUAAUCAAGACCUUGAUUUAAGCUACGCCGGCUUGCUUCUCUCCCUCAGAAACCCCUGUUACCUUGAUGUUAACAUUCUCCGAUUUUGGAUCAACAUUUGCAAUAAAAGUGGCUGUUGUAAUUAUUACAGAGAUUCCGCGGGUCAUUAAAAAGUGUUAAAAAAGUCAAUAAAUGGAUUUUGCGAAAAUUAAUGUCUUAGAACAACAAUAAACACGAUGUCUCGAGGCAUUAAAAAAAUCAUACAAUUACAAAUGCCAUCAAAAAAGACAACAAAACAAACUACCCAAUUGGGAAACAAACUGCACUUCAAGAUGUUCAAUAUUUAUUGAAAUGCUAAUUUUUGCUAAAAUUUAGAGCUCAUUUUAUUUUAUUUUGUUUACUUAUUUAGGAUAACUAAGUUAUUUACGUUCCAACUACAUAAAAAGUAUGUUCAUUGCGUUCGAAAGGGUUACUUUCUUUGUUAUUACCGUAAUUUCCGGACUAUGAGCCGCACCUGACUAUAAACCGCACCAGCUAAAUUUAGGGGAAAAUACAGAUUGCUCCAUAUAUAAGCCGCACCCGACUAUAAGCCGCAGGGUUUUGAUGUGUAAUUAACCGUAGUAUAUAGGGGUUCCUGCUACCACGGAGGGGAUUGUCGGGACAGAGAUGACUGUUUGGGAACGCAAAGCGUCCCAUUUAUUAACAAUAAAUCUUUCAAUCAUUCAAUCAAACUUUCACAUCUUUGACAUGGCGAACAGCAUUCGUGCAGAGUACAAAUAAUACAACGGUGCAGAGUAAUACAAAGUGCUCGCCUGUACGUUAUCAAAAUAACCAGCCUACCGGUAUAUGAAAAGUCAGUCUUUAAUCAUUGUGUCAUCGUCUUCCUCCUGCGUACUAAAACCACCGAAAUCCUCUUCGUCUGUGUCGGAGAAGAACAGGCCGCAAAUAAGCCGCACCGUUGUAUAAGCCGCAGGGACCAGAACGAGGGGAAAAAGUAGCGGCUUAUAGUCCGGAAAUUCCGGUAUAUAUUUUGAUUACGUUAGUGCUGAAGUUGGCCACAGUCAAUCAACUUUUCAGCAUGAUUGUCAAAUGCUUACAAUUUUGUCUUUACAGACAAUUGUAAGCUUUUGACUAUAUAACAACGAUCUGCAGUCAGACAUCGUGGGAAUUGAAAUUGAUUUAAAUUGCAUUAAAACAUAUUAAAGUAGAUUGUUGAUACCUGUUAUUAGUUUCAAAACCGUUGCCGUUCCUUCAAUUGCCAUUGUUCCCUGGUGACAAAGGAAGCUAGAUAACUAAAUGCACAGAAGCACAAUCCAGACUUUAAAUAUGCCUCACACUUAAUUUAACACAUUUUAAAAAGUAAAAUGUAUAGAUACUCUCUACUAAUUAAUGAUAAUAAAAGAUGAUCGAUGUUGCAGAUGGAAUUGGUGUCACGGUCUAGCCUCUUGCCCAAUCGCCAGGCGGGCGCUACAACCGACCUUCUGCCGCCGUCUCCCUCUAAAGCGACUCGCAAUGGUACUGUAUUUAAUCUCAGUCAGAACUUUUGUCAUAUUUGAAUCUAAGUUCCCCUCGCAGCAGCAUUUAAAGAAACAGUUACAAAGUUGACUAUUGAAGUUUGUCCUUCUGUAGACAUAGAGGGUGCCGCCAUCUUCCACUGACCUUGUUACAGCCCACAUGUGUGUUUAAUUAUCACAUAAUUAUAAUGUACUGCCAACUUAGAGUGAAUCAGAUGUCUUCUGUAAAAAUUUUUUUUUUUUUUUUUUAAAACCAAAAAACAAAUCUGUUGGGAUACAAAUGCUGGAUCCCGAAUAUGCAAGUUCCACUGUAUCUUCCAAUGUUUGAGUGUUUCAAAAAACCAAAAACUAUGAGAUGAUGCAUGUUUCUAAUUGGACAGCGAUGAUACAUCCAGUUUUGCAUUUUCCCUCCUUGUCACAUUUCCCCCCUAUGUUUACGCAUGUGGACUGUUUUGUUGUUGUUGUUCUUUGUUUGACGACAUUCUGCAUUGUACACAUCACACAGCAUAUUGAUACUUCUGUAAAUACACACAUUGCCGCGACAUGGACUCGAGCUGAGAUGUUUGCACUCAGCAGUUGGUGGUGGGUUACAUUUAUUUUUUAACUUAAGUUAUCCAUAUUUUUAAAGGUGAUAUCUAUCACUAGAUGCAAUCAUGGCUUUCCUUUCCUCCUCCUUCAGGUACUUAAUCGAUCCUUGACAUUUGCCAAUGUUUUAAUUCCAAGCUAAUCAUGACUAUGACACCUGUUCCAUUCUAAUGGAUUGCUUGUUUUCUCCUGUGUUACUCGCCCUUGUGGCUGCCUAUCCUCUCUAAGAUGACAUGAGCAGUGAAUAAAUAAAGAAUUAUAAGUAUUUCUAUAUGUUAAUUGUAGAUUGAUUAAACAAGAUCUUAAUGGUAAAUAAAUCAUUUAUUUAACCUUUGUUUUGCCUUCUCCGGUUGACUUACACUUAAGUGUAGAGCUAUGUUAUUCUGUUGUGUUACGUUAUACUUAUUACCGAGGGAUUAACAACACAUACAAAUUUGGUAUAUUUUUGUGUUGUCAUGGUUUUGAAUUUUCCUUUCAUCCUGCUUUUUUUUUUCUCCUUUUACUGAGAAUAAAACCAGA